ACUUUAAGCUGUCAAUGUACACAUGUUUUCGAUUAAGAAAAAACACGAGCUGUAGAUGUGCAGCUAGAUAUAGAAAGUCAAUACUCGUACUGACACCGUGUUCUCCGACAAACGAGUAUUUUAACGUGGAAUUUAACUAGAUCAGCAAGCAUCGAAAUUCCUGACUGAAACAAAUUCCAUACAAUCAUGGCAUCACCAGAUACGGAGAGCGAGUGUACAGACACUGAGAGCGAACGAGGUUCUGACGACCAAGAUGCAAGCGCCGAGAUCAUGAAAUUAGACGAGUUCAAAUCGGAGCUGAUCGAAAUUAACCGACGCUUCGAAGUUCUUGCGUUUCAUUUUGAGUAUAAAAAAGCCGAGCACAAACACAUUGUCGCGCUUAAGGAUGAGAAAAUCGAAAAAUUAGAACAAGAGUUGGAGCGAAAGGCUCAGACAACGCCUGAAAUGAAUAAUGACAUUCAGAUUCUUAAAUCGAGCAUUUUUCAACUAAAUGAAACGGUAGAGAAAUUAGAGAAAGAAAAGGCGACUCUGUUUUCUGCCUCAAAAAGUAAAGAUGUAGAAAUUAAGAACAUGAGAGACAGAUUGAGCCAAGUGCAUAAAGAACUACACGCAACAAAACAACGUCUUAUUGCGAAAACUGAAGAAGUUCUCUCGCAUAAGGAAGACAAAGACAAAUUAGAAAGACAACUAGAUGAAAACAGUCGACUUAUGGCCGAAAACGUGAAAGUGCUGAAAAAGAUGCAAGAGCAAAUGAAACUUGACCGAACUAGUGCCAAGCGCGAAAUGAGACAAAUGGAGGACAGGAUAGUCAAACAAAUAGAGGACGUUCGUGAAAACAGGGAUUCCUCCCCGCCUAAAGCCGGCAAAACAUUACAAGAAAUUAAAUUGGAUUCGGGCCAUGUAUUUGGUCCAGGCAAUAGGGGUACAAGCACAAAUCGACAACGUUCGACUGUGAAAUUCCCACCUCUUUCCGACAGGACCACCCCCAGAUAAACGGAACAAAAUCUUGUACUUACAACAUUGUACUGUUACACUGAAUCAGUUGAUAUUGAUGGUCUGUAGUGUAAGCUGCGUCAUGAGAUGGUCUGUAUAGAACAUACUUGUUAGCGCUUUGAAGCAAGCUAUAUAACAACUUAAAAUAUGUGUAACGUAGUACCUGUUGAUUUUCACUUUAAUAAAAGCAAAGUUUGUUCGGCUUGCAUCAAGUUAUUUGAUAUGCAAAUUUAGAAAUCCGACUUCGUUGAAAUGAUUAACCCAUUUAUGCCCAGUGGACUCUCCCAUCCUUCUAAAUUGGAUCAAUUUAUUUCUGAAAUUAGGGAUGUCUGGUAUAUUUUUUUCUAUAUUUAGAAUAUUUCUUACAGAAAGUCCUUUAAGCAAACAGCGCAGACCCAAAUGAGACGCCGCAUUAUGCGGCGUCUCAUCUGGGUCUACGCUGUUUGCAAUGUCCUUUUUUCAGGACGCUAGGCAUAACUGGGUUAAUAUUUUUACUAUAGAGAAUAUGCCAGUGUUUAAGACGUUUGAGCGAUAUAGAAAAUAUUUCUAGGCACACACCUUUUAUAAACAUCAAACUGCACGAGUAUUGUAUAAUGUCCAUGAAUAAAUACGUUGUGCUUA
Messenger RNA from Dreissena polymorpha, 1614 nucleotides. Its product is annotated as protein Hook homolog 1-like. NCBI's taxonomy places the organism in Eukaryota, Metazoa, Mollusca, Bivalvia, Myida, Dreissenidae. The coding region runs from base 187 to 993 and encodes 268 amino acids. The transcript is spliced from 2 exons. The record is from RefSeq and is a predicted model, not a curated record.